Ailuropoda melanoleuca (giant panda) is the source of this 563-nucleotide messenger RNA. Its product is annotated as RNA guanine-N7 methyltransferase activating subunit-like. NCBI's taxonomy places the organism in Eukaryota, Metazoa, Chordata, Mammalia, Carnivora, Ursidae. The annotation marks the transcript as partial. The transcript has a single exon. The record is from RefSeq and is a predicted model, not a curated record. Gene Ontology annotation, cellular component: mRNA capping enzyme complex. Gene Ontology annotation, molecular function: RNA binding. Gene Ontology annotation, biological process: RNA 5'-cap (guanine-N7)-methylation.
AAGGGAAGUAUAAAAACCUUUUUGUUUUGUUGUUGUAGGUUGCAAGAUAACAGACAGUUUAGAGGUAGGGAUAGCAGACGGGGGUGGCCAAGUGACAAUCGAUCCAAUCAGUGGCAUGGACGAUCCUGGGGUAACAAUUACCCGCAGCACAGACAAGAACCUUACUACCCCCACCAGUACGGACACUAUGGUUACAACCAACGGCCUCCCUAUGGUUACUACUGAUGGAAACGUCAGCAGCUUUUAGUAAAACCAUUUCCUCUGUUAACAUGACAAAAGUUUGUGUGUAUCUUCUGUUGGUCAUAAUCUUACAUCUGAUUUCAGAGAGUGGAUUAUUAACUUUUUGGAACUAGUGACUUUUUUUAAAAAAAUGAGAUCUUACUAGAGAUGUGACGGUUCAGUAAGCCCCUAAAAAUUUGUGGAUUAUAUGCCUGACUUCUACCUCAGAUUCUGUUUUGUUUUAUGACUUAAUAGUGCUUUGAACUUGGUGUCUGUUUUCCCUGUUUGACCUCCAGGAGUUCUGUCUUUGGUUUACACAGAAAUAAAAAUUUUGAAGUAGAAAA